AUCAUUUUACAACAGUCAAACAAAUAGAAUUUUUAUAAAUUAGUCCAAGCAUUGUGAAAGUCAUUAGGAUUUCUCUCUUAACAAAACGAGACGAUAUAAUAUGUGAUUAGCAUUUGGAUUCAUAUCAGGCCAAAAGGUAGCUGCAAGUAUGUGGUUGAGACUCAAUAUAAACAAUGACAUAAAGAUGCAACACACACACACGCACACACACACACACACACUGGGAGCCUGGGACUAUGGUAGUAAGUGGGAGUAGUUCCUGGUUAGUUGAGCAGGAGGCUCUGAGACGCCACAGCAGUCUCCCCUGGAGCUGGGCGUGGGGCGGAAAGUGUGUGUGUGUGUGUGCGUGUGUGCGUGUGUGCGUGUGUGCAGGGGGUAAUUAUUUUGUGGCGGAGGAAGGGGUUGGAGGGGGGCGGUGCAUGUCCUUGGCAGACAGACAAACACCAAACACAUACAGUAUAAUAUUCAUCUUAAAGCAACAGUUUUUCCUUCCACUUGAGUAACUGUGUGCAGAACUCAGCAUUCACAUCUGUAUUAUUUGCUGAGAUGUUUAAAUUUCAGUUGAGUGAUUUUCUUUAUGAGCAACUAGUUGUGGUCGCUACAUCAAUCAAAUCUGGACCUUACUUUUGGGGGUACGAUAUGCCCACCCACCCUCUCUCUAAUGCCCAAUGACUUGUUGUUAAAUUCACCCACUAAUUGCUCUGGUUGGAGCCGUGGUCGACUGUGUUACCGCCGUCCUGCCCUCGAAUACACACACACACACACACACACACACAUAGAAACAUACAAUAUGCAUGCAUUUUCAUGUUUUGUCUCUUAUUUGUGGGCAAAAUUAGAUAUUUGUUAUCUGUCAUUUCAACAUGAAUGUGUUUGAGAACGCAUCUCUGCAUUUAUGAGAGAGUGAGUGUGUUUGUGCUUCUGUUUGCAUGCAUGUGUUUCUUGACUGUGUGUGUGUGUGUGUGUGUGUCUGUGUCUGUGUGUGUGUGUGUGUGUGUGUGUGUGAGAAGCUCCACUCUCAGUUGGGCAGAAACAAUGGAACCUCUCUGAUUACAUCUCCCUGUUCAGGCGAACAGGGUGUGUGUGUGUGUGUGUGUGUGUGUGUGUGCAUGCAAAGCUUCAGGGGGGAGGAAAGGGUGGCGGUCGCAUAAGAGGAACGAGGGAGAGGCGACAUUUGGACCCCCCCACUCCUCUGCCCUGUCUCCCACACACACUCGUUCCUUCCCCUCGCGUCCACCUGGCGUCUCAUUGGUUAAAUCCCCUACUACAUAUUUAUCUGAUUGGUCAGGGCGGGGUAUAUAUACAUAGCGUGGGCCGGUUAAAUCUGGCCACAAGUUUCAAAACUUUCAGACAAGGCAGACAGACAGAGACAGUGAGUCGGACGGCCCGAGUGACGGAGGGGAAUCAAGCUUUGGACAAACCACUUCACCGCACACUCCAAACAAGAACUGUUGUCUUUUGAGGAGAAGAAAAAAAAAGAGUGGAGAAAAGAAAGGGGCAGAGUCAUUGUGGAUCAUUUUCAGGGGGAAUAUCCUGCACCACAACUUGUUUGUCUUCUCUUUCUUUCUCUCUCUCCUCUGAGAUCUCGAUGCUUUGGUUUGGGAUUUUUGCUCCAAAUCCAUCAGAUCCAUCUCUUGAUCUUUCCCUUUGUUGUCUGAAAAACUUUGAGUUACAAUUUUUUUCCAGAACUUUGCAACCCACCAAACUGGGACAGACGUUUGCAGAAUUUCACUUGGACUAAAAUUUGAAUCAAAGCCCGAUUCUGGAAUGAAUUUAACUGAGCCCAGAUUGUCAAGAGAGACUCUCCUGCUUCCGACACGGGUGUCUCUCGGGGGCCCCUGGACCUCCAGAACCCCGAGUCCAACUUCUGAUUCUGAAAUGGGUUUUGAGCGGAACCUCUCCGAGGACUGCAGUUCCCUCGAUGGCCCCGUACCCGGGAGCAUGAGGAGAACAGAGCCGAGGAUUUCUCUGACUCCCAGUUCAGGUGGACAGAGCCCGGACCUGACCCAGCCAGGAGGGGUGUCGGUAGGCACAGCUGACGGGAAGGCCGCGGGGGGCGAGCAGCGGAUCCGCAGACCCAUGAAUGCCUUCAUGGUGUGGGCCAAAGAUGAGAGGAAGAGACUGGCCGUGCAGAACCCUGACCUGCACAACGCUGUGCUCAGCAAGAUGCUCGGUCAGUCAUGGAAGUCCCUGAGUGCCCCCGACAAGCGACCAUUUGUGGAGGAAGCCGAACGACUCCGUGUCCAGCACCUCCAGGAUCACCCAAACUACAAGUACAGACCUCGCAGAAAAAAGACCACCAAAAAACUCAAGCGGGUUGAACCAGGGAUUCUGCUUCACAGUCUGGCCCAAGGUGGUGGCGCAUGCCUCGGAUUAGGACCUGGCAUCGGCCCCUUGGGCGUAGAAAGUGUCUCUGGAGGUUAUGGACAUCCAGGUGCCCACCCUCCCCACCACCACCACUCUCACCACCUGUUGCCCUCUCUGGGGCACUUCAGAGACCUCCAGGCUCCAGGACACGCAGAGCUGGAAAGCUAUGGCCUGCCCACUCCAGAAAUGUCCCCUCUGGAUGUGCUGGAAGAUGGAGCUGGGGAAUCUGUGUUUUUCCCCCAACAUGUGCAAGAGGAGGGGGGAAUGGGAGGCUGGAGUGGGUACCACCACCACCUUCACCAUCAUAACCAACAUUACAGCCCUCACUACAACAACCACAGUCACCACAACUCCAUACAUGGUGCAGCAUCACAUGGUCAGGGCACAGGAAUGAGUGCUGGUGCCACUUUAAGCACCAGUAUGAAUUCCAGUUUGAGUCCAGGUAGAAGUUCUAGAAUUGACUCUAGAAUGAGCUCUGCUGAGUCAAAUAUGACCUCGAGUAUGACCUCUGUCACUUCAGCUUUGGUGAAUUCAGUCAACUCCAGGUUAAAUCCUACUCAUGCCUCCAGUCACCACAUCGCCUUAAGGAGUCCUGUAAAGUGCCCGACAAGUCUAUCGCCCUCCCCCUCCCCUGCGUCCUACCCACAGCCCUCUAUCAGCCUCUCUGAGCAAGUAAAAUAUCACCAAACAACCCUGAGCACUGCUCCCGUUGGCUACUUUAGUCAAAUGUAUGGGAAUGGCGUCCAGAAUGCCACCCAUUUCACAACUUCUAACCUGGGGCAGCUUUCCCCUCCUCCUGAAACUUCUCCCUCCUCCUGCUCAUCCACUAUCCUGUCAUCAACUUUUCUUCACCCAGUGCACUUAGACCCUUCAAACCCAGAGUCCGCCAGCCAUCUGGGGUCUUCCUCUGCUGAGUUUUGGUCUGAGGUGGACAGGCAUGAAUUCGACCAGUAUGUGAAUAUUGGAAGGAAUCGAGAGGAGGCCUUCGGACUUGGUGUUGGCUGUGGGGGAGGGUCAAAAGUCCUGGGUGGGCGCGGUGGUAAUAGCCUAGGUAGCAACAUUAAUAAUAGUGUUAGCAGUAUCAUUAACAGGGAUGUCAGUAGCAUUUUGAGUGGCGCAAGUGGGUGUGACGAAGGGAACAGCACUCUUAUAUCUGCUCUUUCUGAUGCCAGCAGUGCUGUGUAUUACAGUACCUGUAUCACUGGAUAAAUAUUACAUUAUCUCAUACCUCCUUCAAUACUACAGUUUGGUUUUGUUCAUCUGAGCCACAGUUAUAUUAUAGAGAGGAAGUAUAUGUCAGCAAGAGUUUUUUGUCCUACUUUAAAUCAAGCAAUUGUAAAGUUUUUCUCUGAAAUUACUUUCAGAGAAAAACUUUACAAUUGCUUGAUGUUCAAAAUAGAAUUGUAAAUUAAUUAAUGGUUUAGUUAUACAAACACUUGGAGCUCGAGCUUUGUAGAGCUUACAACUGGAAAACACAUUACUAGCAAAGAAAACACUUGUAAUUAAGUUGUUAGCAUAGUAAACUUAUGGACUAAACACAUGAUUGUUUAGUUCGUGGCACCUUUGAAUGGAGAAAUUUUAGCAGCAGUUUUUUUUGUUUUGCAGAGCAACUUCAAAAUUGAAUACCGUCAGUGACUAAGGCUCGAUUGAAAUGAACCGUAGGGGGGAAAAGCAUGCUGAUAAUGCAUUGUUGGCUUUGACGUUGUAAUCUUUUAACUUUAGGGCACUGGGAUGUUCCCCUGACGGCCAGUUGAACAGAGAGCAGCUGGUGAGCUUCUGUACAUUAGGCGUUUUUCUUGUGGCUUAUUGAGGGAGCUAGGUCUCCGUGUUAGCACGUGUGAUGCUAAUAAAUCUUUUUUUUUUUUUUUCAAAUCAAUAGCUGGUUGCAUUUCAGUGACCUGUUAAUUGUUCUGGUUGCUGCAUAAUAUCAACAAGUGCUUGUCUUAGUUGAAGUGCCUUUGGGCAGGUCACAAAGUUUCAACAUGGUCCAGGGGUCCAUUUGUCUUCACUCAGCACUUGCUAUGAUAAAAAAAUGCUAGAUGCAAAAUGGAAACUUUGAUUGCACUGUGCAUAUUAUGGCCACCAGAAAAAUCCCCAACUGUGAUGAACUUGAAUGUCAAGAUCAUCUCACGUAAUUUUUGAAAUUUCCACUCAGGAGCGGACUAAUAUUCAUCUCCACUGAACUUCAUGCAGUUGAUCUGAAUACAUCUCAACUUAAUGGGAACAAUAAAGCACAAUGAAGGACACGCUCUGGAGAUGGACGGAGAGAAAAAGACUUGGCGGGAGAGACUUGAUCCAGCCUCCGUGUAUAUAGUUGUCAGGAAAACCUUGGCCACGGACCCAGACCAGACCACUGAUGACUCCCACAAACUAUCAGAAUGCUUUACAAGCCUGGUCGGGUUGUUUCUGACCAUGAUGAAUGCCGUUCUCUCUCUAUCUCAGUCCAUGAGAGGGCCUCAUUUUGAAGCCCAUGCCAAAAUCUUUAGGUUUUAAGUUGCUUUGCUCCAUGGCCAACAUGAUAUGUUGAAAUUCAUUCUUUUUAACCAUUAAGCCACUCUGGUAUAACAACAUUUUUAAACAGAAUAUUCCCAGAUAUGGGUUAGCAGUUUGACCACUCGCACUACAAAUUCAAAUUCCACCCGUAAUUUCAUUUAAAAGUGUAAGGAUAAUGGUUCAGGUGCUGGAGACUUUGGUUCGAUGUAGCUGUUUGCUGUAUAUAUAUAUAUAUAUGUAUGCAGAUGCUAUGUCUCCAGGACAGUAUGCGAGGGAGAAACUGAGACUAUGAAAUGUUCUCUUUGCACUGGGUUUAAUGUCUUAGCUGUAUAGAAGGAACACUACUUAUCAAAUCUAAAGUCCAUAAUUUUAAAUAUGUUUUGUACAGAAAGAACUGUGUUGUGUUAAUGUUGUCUGAUAGAUUGUUAUUUAUCUUAAAGGAAUAGUUCAACAUGUUUGUUUGUAUUGUUGCUGAGAGUGAGGAGCUGAGAAGAUCAGUACCACUCUCAUGUCUGUAAGUUGAUCACUUCAUUUAUCAUCACUGCUCCUGGUUUUGUUUGCCAAGACAUUUUUAUACUGCAUACCUCCACUUAAAAAACAUAAAUUGUCACUUGUUAGAUAACAGCGAUAUAAGGUGUUAACUUGCAAACUUUUGCUGAUAUACUCACCAUCAGCAAUAAUGUCAAUAAGCAUAUUUAACAAAAUGUCAAACUAUUCCUUUAAAGAUGAUUCAAAUGUAAAGGCAUUGGAGCAGUGUGUUUCCACUGAUCUCAUUUUUUUGUGGGUGUAUGUAUUAUAGUGUAAACUUGCCUUAAAAAUAGCUAUAAUUGUCAUGAUCUCUUUCAGAUCUCUAUGGGUCUUUAAACUAUGCCCUACCAGUGACACCAGCAGACAAGAAACCCUCCCACACAAGUGUUUUUUUUUACCUUAAUUGCUGGAAGUUAAAAUUAGAAUUUGUGGUUUGUGCUGAGAAAAUGAAAAAUCAACAGUUUUAACCACUGUAGAGGUCUCUCUGUAUGUGUUUAUGUAGCAUCUAUCCUGUAAUAGUUUUGUAUACAGUCAGGGCAACAAAAAAAAGUCUCUCUUCAAGGAUUUAUCCUCCAUCUGUUCUGCAUUAGUUGUACAGACAAUACUUUUUUUGUACAUGAAACAGUAGAACAAAAUCAAGUAUCCUGUACAGUGAAACCAGUUAUAUUUACCACACCGUUCCUUGUGGCUGCCAUCGGUUGAAAACAGAGGAACAUUAGAUUUUUCCAAACAUUUCCUCUGGAGGAUGGAGCCACAGGGUAGCAGCAGUUCAAGCUUAAAGCAUUAAAAAAUAUUUCUACAUCUGCAUUUGACAUUCUUUUCUGUUGACACCAAACAGUCUUGUUUCCAUUUUAAUUGACUGUGACACACAAAGAAGAUCAGAGACAGGCGUUUUUGAAGCCGUGCAAUAACUCUGGGCUUUUGGUAAUAAUUAUCUGUAGGGGAAAAAAAGAAACACCCAAGAUUUUGGGAUUAAAACAAAGGACAUUUUCUCAGCAGUCAUAUAACGACAAAUUAAAACCAGGAGUUUCCCAGAAGUGUCACUGUGAUUCUUCUAAAUAUGUCUGACAGGGAUCAUUUUUAUAUUUUCUAAGUGUAGAAAAUUGUUUUGUUUUUGUUUAUAUUUGAAAAAUGUGGGUUGGCUGUAAAUGGAUCUGUUCUGUUUGAUAAAAUGAUUUCACAAAAUAAACACUUCUAAGGUU
Molecule: messenger RNA, 6587 nt
Organism: Scophthalmus maximus (turbot)
Lineage: Eukaryota; Metazoa; Chordata; Actinopteri; Pleuronectiformes; Scophthalmidae
Gene: sox18
Product: SRY-box transcription factor 18
Exons: 2
Coding region: 1765-3573 (602 amino acids)
Biological process (GO): vasculogenesis; lymphangiogenesis; positive regulation of transcription by RNA polymerase II
Molecular function (GO): RNA polymerase II cis-regulatory region sequence-specific DNA binding; DNA-binding transcription factor activity, RNA polymerase II-specific
Source: RefSeq, a predicted model, not a curated record